AUGGAUCAAAGAAUUUGUAUCAAAUUUUGCGUAAAAAAUGAAAUAAAGUGUAACAAAAUGUGUGAAAUGUUAACAAAGGCCUAUGGUGAGUCUGCUAUGAGUAAAACAAGAGUUUACGAGUGGUAUAAGCGUUUCCACGAUGGCCGUGAAGACGUUGAAGAUGACGAACGCACCGGACGCCCCAACACAUCAACAACCGAUGAAAACGUGGAAAAAGUGAAAGAAAUAGUUAUAAACGAUCGCCGAAUUACAAUCAGAGAAGUCGCUGAUGAUGCUGGCAUAUCGAUUGGCUCAUGCCAUGAAAUUUUUUCGAAUGUUUUGGGUAUGAAACGCGUGGCAGCAAAAUUUGUUCCAAAAUUGUUGAAUUUUGAACAAAAACAGCGGCGAAUGGAAGUUGCUCAAGAGUCACUAAAUGAAAUCAACGACGAUGCAGAAUUACUGAAACGUGUUAUAACAGGUGGCGAAACAUGGGUUUACGGAUAUGACGUCGAAACUAAGGCUGAAUCGUCCCAGUGGAGGCAUUCUGGCUCGCCAAGACCGAAAAAGGCUCGACAAAUGCGGUCGAACGUGAAGGUUAUGCUCACUUUGUUCUUCGAUUUUAAUGGCAUAGUGCAUCAUGAAUUCUUGCCACGAGAUCAAACGGUCAAUAAGGAGUGCUACCUACAAGUUCAACGCCGUUUGCGUUGAAGUAAUCCGAAAAAAAACGCCCGGAUUUGUGGAAAAACAAUUCAUGGCUUUUGCACCACGAUAAUGCACCUGCUCACACUUCAUUGCUUCUUCGUGAAUUUUUGGCCAAAAACAAUACUGUAACGAUGCCCCAGCUUCCAUCCGCCAGACAUGGCUCCGUGUAACUUUUUCCUAUUUCCAAAAAUAAAGAGAACCUUAAAGGGCCG
Molecule: messenger RNA, 893 nt
Organism: Dinoponera quadriceps
Lineage: Eukaryota; Metazoa; Arthropoda; Insecta; Hymenoptera; Formicidae
Exons: 1
Coding region: 1-687 (228 amino acids)
Molecular function (GO): nucleic acid binding
Source: RefSeq, a predicted model, not a curated record